This is a messenger RNA of Petromyzon marinus (sea lamprey), 2972 nucleotides long. The record is from RefSeq and is a predicted model, not a curated record. NCBI's taxonomy places the organism in Eukaryota, Metazoa, Chordata, Hyperoartia, Petromyzontiformes, Petromyzontidae.
CAACAUCAACAACAACAUCAACAACAACAACAGGGUGGUGGCGAGAAGGUCUGCCGCAGGCGAGUUCGCUUCGACGCAGGGGCCGAAUUCCUGGCGGCUGUGGCCGCUGGAGACUCUGAGGACGUGAAGGAGUUGCUGAUGUUGGCAAGAGGUGAUGGUGAUGGAGGUGGUGGUGGUGGUGGUGCUGAUGUCAACCACGCCAAUGCCGACGGGCUCACGGCUCUUCACCAGACGUGUAUAGACGAGAAUGAGUCCAUGGUUUCUCUACUGCUGGAUAGCGGCGCCGAUGUCAACCUGGCCGACAAUGAGGGCUGGACGGCGUUGCACAUCGCUGCUUCCUGCGGCAGCCUGCCCAUCGCACAGCUGCUGCUUGUCCACGGGGCUGACCUGGCGGCUGUGAACUCCGAGGGGAAGAUCCCCGCGGACCUGGCGGAGAGCGGCGACGCCGUGGGCGGCCUCCUGCGGCGCGAGAUCCAGAGGCGGGGAGUGGACGUGGAGUCUUCCCGCCAGGCGGAGGAGCAAGCCAUCGUGCGUGAUGCACACCAGUGGCUCCGUAGCGGCGUCGUCCGGGACGUGCCAGACCCUCACUCGGGAGGGACGGCCCUGCACGUGGCCGCCGCCAAGGGCUACACAGCCGCUCUGCGGCUGCUGCUGCAGGCCGGCUAUGACCCCAACGUCGCCGACUAUGAGGGGUGGACUCCACUCCAUGCUGCGUGUCACUGGGGCAGGGAGGACACAUCCAGCGUGCUUGUGGAGAGCCUCUGUGACAUGGAGGCUCGGAACCACCUGGGCCAGACGGCAUUUGACGUGAGCGAUGAAGACUUCUGCAAGUUCCUGGAGGAGCUCCACAAGAAGCAGAGAGAGAUGCACAGCGAGAUGGAGCGUGAAGGCCUUGCCAAGGGGGCCAUGAUGGAGCAGGUUCACCCACCCCAGGCCCGGCCGCACAGGAGCUCCGUCUCGCACAGCCGUGAGCGGUCUCUGUCGGCGGCUCACGACCGCUCACAGGAGCGGCAAGUCCUCCGGCAGAUCUCGCACGAGGAGGAGGAGGAGCAGGAGGAGGAGGAGGAGGAGGAGGAGGUCGUGAUGGUGGUGGUGGAGGAGGAGGGGGAUAGGAGACGUCGCCAUCGGCACGGAGGAGAGGGCGACGGGGUUGAGAGCAGCUCAUCCAGCUCCGAGGAGGAGGAUGAGGAGGAUGAUGAGGAGGAGGAUGAGGAGGAGGAUGAGGAUGAGGAGGACAGCGAGUCGGACGACAAGCGAUGGGGCGACGACGCGGCCACGAAGCCGGCCCUCCUGGCCGGUCUGCCCGCCCAGGGCCUGCUGGAAUACACGCCACACCGGGACCUCGCUCGCACCGUGCCGACGGUGCCGGGAGGCGGAGCGCCGGAGCAGCGAGGGCUCCGCAAGUCGUCCUCCACACGCUCGCUCGGCACCAGCGCGUGGCACGGCCCCGGGAGGGCGACCGAGUCUGCGUGCGACACGCGCCUCUACCGCCUCAGCCGCCCCAGCCCCUCCGCGUCACCGCCCAUGCCAGCCUCCAGCCACGUGCACUCGGACGUCGAGGCGGUGGAGAGCCGGGACCUGCUCGCUGCUGCUGCUGCUGCUCCAGCGUUGUCUCGGAGCAGUUCCUACAGCCUGCACGGCCCUGCCCAGCAGCACCAUCAUCAGCAUCAUCAUCAUCAUCAGCAGCAUCAGCAUCAGCAGCCCUCCCCCACGGGCCCACGGCCGUGGACACCGCAGGGCGGGGAGGGAGCGGGAGAAGCGUAUCUCAGCACCACCACCACCACCACCACCGCCACCACCACCACCACCACCACCGCCAUCACCUACCAGCGCAGCGACUCGUACCUGCAGGCAGUGGGGCGGAGUCACAGCUCGCGCAGCCUGGGGCCACGCCCACCCUCCUCGGAGGGGGGCGGGGCGGGAGGGCUAGGAGAGGGGCCACGCCCACCCUCGCUGGGGGGCGGGGCGGAAGGGGAGGGGCUAGGGGGUGAGCCACGCCCACCCACGCUGGGGGGCGGGGCCUACGGGGGGGUGUCGGUGUCCGGACUCCUGCGGUCCUCAACGCUGAGUCACGUGGGCAGUUUGCUGGGCAGGCGGAGGGAUGAGAAUCCCUCAUCAGCCACCACCACCUCGUCCACCUCAUCCUCCUCGUCGCCCUCCGCUCGUCCGCUUGGCCUGUCGCGAUCCUUCACUGGGCUAGCAAGUUUCCACCGUCUCAUCCGUGAGGACGAUGUCUCGCGCGACCUCCCCCCCCUCCUCCUCCAUCCCGACUUCUCCGCCCCUGACACCGCUACGGCCACAGCAUCAACAACAACAACAACAACAUCAACAACAACAUCAACCACAACAUCAACCACAACAUCAACAACAACAUCAACAACAACAUCCACCGUCACCACCAACGCUGGUGGUGGAGGGAGCGGCGGUGAUGGCCAGGGCAUCAUCUCGACCAACGGUGACCCACGGAACAGACGCAGGUCGUACCUGACCCCCGUUCGCGAUGAGGAGUCGGAGUCCCAGCGCAAGGCACGCUCCCGGCAGGCACGGCAGAACCGCCGCUCCACUCAGGGAGUGACGCUCACGGAGCUCCACGAGGCCGAGCGGGCGCUGGACGGCAGGGAUGGGAGGAGGUCGCGGGACGACGUGGAUGAAGCGCACCAUCAGCAGCAUCAUCAGCAUCAUCAUCAGCAGGAGAGGGACAGUGCAGAGGCGUUCACGGGGGUCGUGUCGGCCACGCUGCUCCCGCAGACGGGGAGACAGCAGCACGGAGAGGGAGUGAAUCAAGUUCCUGGCAACUCCAAUGAUACUCAGAUUCCUCACGGCAAUGGUGAUGAUGUGGGCGAGAGGGAUCCAUCCAACUCCAGUUGUAACAGGAAUCAUAAUAAUGUAAGUGAUCAUCAUCAUCAUCAUUAUUAUUAUUUGUAGUCGUAGUUUUCUUUGAGCAAGGCAGCUGCUGGGGCGGGGAAUUUUUU